AUGGCCUCCGUCGAAGCAACGAACCCCGCCCCCGCGGCGCCCAUCACGGACGAGCAAGCGGCUGCCGACAAGACUGGCAAGCAGGAUAUCAACCCUUGGUCCGUCAGCGGUGAGGUCGAUGCCGAUGGCAAGGUCAAGGCCAUUGACUACGAGAAGAUUAUCAACGAGUUCGGCACCAGCUUGAUCGACGACGCUCUGCUCAAGCGCUUCCAGGAUGUCACGGGCCAGAAGCCGCAUCGCCUGCUCCGACGACAGGUCUUCUUCAGCCACCGCGAAUUGACUCGCAUCCUCGACCGUUACGAGAAGAAUGAGCCCUUCUUCCUAUACACGGGCCGCGGCCCUUCUAGCGACAGUAUGCACAUUGGCCACACCCAGGUGUUUGACUUUGUCAAGUGGCUCCAGGACGUCUUUGACGUUCCUCUGAUUAUUAUGUUGACGGACGACGAAAAGUUUUUGUUUUCCGAAAAGAGAACCGUCGACGAGGUCAUUGGCUACUCCAAGAAGAACGCCAAGGAUAUCAUUGCUGUGGGCUUCGACCCCAAGAAGACCUUCAUCUUCUCUGAUUUCGAGUAUGUCGGCGGCGCAUUCUACAAGAACAUUGUUCGCUUUGCCAAGCGUGUCACAUUCAACACUGCCAAGGCCAUCUUUGGUUUCGACGGUAGCUCCAACAUUGGCAAGAUUCACUUUGCCAGUAUCCAGGGUGCUACCUCAUUUGCCUCUUCUUUCCCUCACAUCUUUGGCGAGGAUGAGCUCCGCACAAACGCCAUCCCCUGCCUGAUUCCCUGCGCCAUCGACCAGGACCCCUACUUCCGUCUGACAAGAGACUGUGCUGUCGGCAUGAAGUGUGCCAAGCCCGCUCUUAUUCACAUGCGCUUCUUGGAUGCCCUCCAGGGUCCCGGCUCCAAGAUGUCUGCCAGUGACGAAACCUCUGCCAUCUUCAUGAGCGAUACACCCAAGCAAAUCCAGACCAAGAUCAACAAGUACGCCUUCUCAGGUGGCAGAGAGACCGUAGAGGAGCACCGUGAAAAGGGUGGAAACCCCGACGUCGAUGUGUCCUACAAGUACCUUGAGUUCUUCCUUGAGGAUGACGACAGACUCAAGGAGAUUAGAGAGGAAUAUAUCAGCGGCAAGCUCUUGACGGGGGAUCUCAAGAAGAUUUGCAUUGAGGAGGUCCAGAAAUACGUCGCCGGUUUCCAGGAGAGACGAGCCAAGGUUGAUGAGGACGUUGUGAAGAACUUCAUGUCCGUCCGACCUUUGGAGUGGGCCGGAAACCCCAAGCUACCUCGCACCGACCUUGUUGUACCUGUAGUAGCUCAAGGCGAUGCUGCCGCUGUUGGUGCCGCUGAGGGUGAUGGUAAGCUGAGCAAGAAUGCUCUUAAGAAGAUUGAGAAGGAAAAGCAGAUUGCUGCUAAGAAGGCUGCCCAGCAGGCCGAGAGAGAUGCCAAGGCAGCUGCCGCAGCUGCUGCUGCUGCUACACCCCAGUAG
This is a messenger RNA of [Torrubiella] hemipterigena, 1485 nucleotides long. The record is from the annotation of a GenBank genome assembly. NCBI's taxonomy places the organism in Eukaryota, Fungi, Ascomycota, Sordariomycetes, Hypocreales, Clavicipitaceae.